AUGCCACCUACCCGGCCGCGGGGGAGCGCGGGGAGGCGGGGCGCGGACCGCGCGGUAGGGGCUGCAGGCGACGGGCGGCAGGUGCGAGGCCGGAGCGCACUGCCGGCUCCCGGGAGGCAGCGGCUUCACUGCUCCGCGCCCCCGCCCAGCCUUUUAUCUCGGGCGCGGGAGGCGGCCCCAGCCCCGCCGGAUAUUUGCAUACGGGCCGCCCGCCUCUCGCCUCGCUCCAGCCGGGGGCCGGAGACCCGGGGAGCAGGUGGAGGCGCCGGGCCGGAGGGCGCGGAGGGGCCGCGCGGGGUCUCCAGUCCCCUACGCGCGCGGGCUGGGGCCCUGGGGGCUUCUGCGGCGCGUCCCACAGGGUCUCCAGCCGUACGACUGCGCUGCCGCGUCCCGGACGCGUGGACGGCUGAGCCGAGCGGGAGUCGGGAAAGGGCUCGGAGCUCGGAACCACCCUGCCCUCCCGCUGCGGCCGCCGCAGCCCCGCCUGGUCACCCGCUCUCGCCUCACAGUUACAGGUCUCUUGUUUGGUGGAAGCCUGCUGAGUCUAUUGGCAGAGUGAAGCCAUUGCAACAUGUGACAGCAUACAAGAUCCUAAAAGCCCUGCAGCUCCCUGGAGCCAUCUUCUGGAGGAACGUGCGCACGCGUUCCGGCGCCCGGAAGUGCGCCAUCAGCCGGCGCCAGCGGCCGCACGCUGGCGGAGCAGGGGCUCUGAGGGCCGGGGACUCCGGUGCUCGAGCACGCUGGUAG
This is a messenger RNA of Rhinopithecus roxellana (golden snub-nosed monkey), 747 nucleotides long. Its product is annotated as collagen alpha-1(I) chain-like. The record is from RefSeq and is a predicted model, not a curated record. Bases 1 to 747 code for a protein of 248 amino acids. The transcript is spliced from 5 exons. Lineage: Eukaryota; Metazoa; Chordata; Mammalia; Primates; Cercopithecidae.